UAAGAGAAACAUCAGAAAUAAAACUAGAGGAUGUAGAGUGGGAUGUGUGAAUGAUCUAAGAAACCUCUUUUCUGAUUACUUGUGGUUGUGAAGUUUCAUUUUCCACUGUCCAAAAAUUCCCUCAAUCACAGGAAGGAUAUGAGGCGUACGCUUCAGUGCAUAUAAGAUGACCUUCAGUCUGUACCCCUCACAGUGCACUGCUUCUCCUUCUAUCUUCAGCUCAAAGAAGAUUUGCAGUGUCAGUGUCAUCUCGGCCACAGAGGCAACGAACUAUGUGCAGCAUCACUAAAGUCCUUCUGCUCCUGGCCGUCAUGGUCUGCAUCACUGCAGCUCAGCGCCAUGGAGGAGAACAGUGUCUCUGUCAAGGUCUCAGGAACAUGGUUAACAUGAAGUCGGGCGUAAAAAGCAUCCAGAUGUACCCAGCAAGUGUCUUCUGCAGCACAGUGGAGAUUGUGAUAACCCCCAUGAGAGGCAUGCAAUACUGCCUGAACCCGAACACUAAACAAGUGAAAUUCCUCUUGUCAAAGCUCAUGGAGACAAGAAAGAGUUCUACCACAGCCAGGCCUAAUGAGCACCGUUCUACGACGAACACCAACUAAAUAUUGUCAGUCUGUCUUUGGCUCACAUGACAACCCCAACAAAGCACCUUCUGUUUGAUAAUGUGAAAACAUUGAAUGCUUAUUUUAUGGAACUACUUUUUAGAAAAAAGUAUUUAUCUAUUUAUCUUGUGCUUAUCUGCUGUUAUGUGUAUAUAGAUACCUAUGGUGUUUAUAUAGAUACCUAUGUCUCUGUUACUUGUCAUGUCACACAAUUUGUUUUUGGAAAUAGUUUAUAUUUUUGAAAAUAGCAAUAAAGAGUUCAUAUUUUUUAAACUUAAAA
Molecule: messenger RNA, 879 nt
Organism: Thalassophryne amazonica
Lineage: Eukaryota; Metazoa; Chordata; Actinopteri; Batrachoidiformes; Batrachoididae
Product: C-X-C motif chemokine 6-like
Exons: 4
Coding region: 273-599 (108 amino acids)
Biological process (GO): inflammatory response; antimicrobial humoral immune response mediated by antimicrobial peptide; cellular response to lipopolysaccharide
Cellular component (GO): extracellular region
Molecular function (GO): chemokine activity; CXCR chemokine receptor binding
Source: RefSeq, a predicted model, not a curated record